Molecule: messenger RNA, 861 nt
Organism: Aureobasidium pullulans EXF-150
Lineage: Eukaryota; Fungi; Ascomycota; Dothideomycetes; Dothideales; Saccotheciaceae
Exons: 2
Coding region: 182-655 (157 amino acids)
Source: RefSeq, a predicted model, not a curated record
AUGUCCAUCUCGCAUCUGCUCGACAUGAUGGUCUGCCUUCUAACAGUCGGCAGGUCUGCCAUAGGACUGACAAUCUGGGACAUCAGACCUGAGACUUCCACUCCUACAUCUGGCAGGACUAUCGUUUCUGACUCAAAUCUUGAGAGCUGUUCGAGAAUUUGACGAAGCAUCACGCGAAAGCAUGGCAGAGUCGAGCUGGUUGGUUGUCGACGACGAGUUGAGCGUAGAGUGCGAAAAGGACAUUGAUCAUCGCGCCGCAACACCACUACAGCCGGAUAACCAAAUCAAGGCUGUACCAGAUCGAAAAGAACGCGAACUCCCAGUACAAGAUUCGCCUACAGAAACUUCCGACUCAGAAUCAUCUACGGAUUCUGAUAGCGACACUGACGACUCCGAGAACCCAGUCAGGGGUAGUGUAACACGUCGCAUCCCGAUCUGGGGCACCUUCAAGCACUGGUCUGCAACAAUCCUACGCUUUCUGGUAUACUCGCCUUUUAGAAAUAUGUUCGUGCAGCUGUUCACCUCUUCUCGUGCCCCAAGCACAACGAUCGCGCCUGUGAGGAAGCCGCCAACCCUCGUGGAACAAUGGGGAAAUCGUAACCCCAACUUUUCGUUUGCACUCACACACAAGAGCAAAAAGCUCAAGCCAGGCUAGGGAAAACAUCACCUGUUUCACAUUAUCUGCGCGACCAAGCAGAACAAGAUUUUCUCACCACCUUUGAAUUCUAUUCAUACUCCGACUUGGGACUUGGGAGGGUUAAUCGAGCGUAGUUUAUCCAUUGGGGCAAAUCACUUAAUCCUGGGAUGGCUCUUACCUCAUGUACCAAGUAGCCACGAAGUGAAUGAUUCAUCCAAAUUCAU